AAGUGCAAUAGUCAGCCGGCUAUACCGAUGUACAGCUUGUAUAGUGUCGCAAUAGAGAUGCACUCAAGAAUCGCUCCGUAUUUCAAAACAACUCCGUCCGGUUUUGGACCCAUACCCGACCCUACUUCUGGGUUGUUUUUGGUUCGGGUCUGGAUGAAGGUUGACUCAGGAGUCAGGAGAUGAAGGCGCAGUCAAAUUUCUCUGCCCAAAGACGUAUCUCUUCAUCCCUCUUCUUCCAUUGUCAACCCACAUCCGGGCUCCAAGUAAUCCACUAAUCCCCUUACUCGUCUCAUGUUUUUCCCAGCAUGUCGAUCUUUCUUCAAUCCAAACAUGGAGCAAAUUCAGCUCUCCUCGGGGCAAUCUUAUAUUUUCUUCUUAGCUUAUCAUCCCUUUCCCUUUCAGCAGAGUCCCGUUGCAGUGAUGGCUGCGACUUAGCUCUAGCCUCGUACUACGUUCCUCGGGGUUCGACUCUCACCUCCAUUUCCGACCUUUUCGACUCAGAUGAAUCGGAUAUCAUGGCCUACAGCCCAAGAGCAAAUAUCCCCAACAAGGACAACGUUCUUGCAGAGACUAGGAUCAACGUCCCCUUCCCAUGCGAUUGUCUGGAAAACGGCGAGUUUCUCGGUCGUGUUUUCUCGUACCCCGUAAAAUCCGGAGACACGUAUACCAUCGUUGCGAAUACGUACUACUCCAAUUUGACCACUGUUGACUGGUUGAGGAGGUUUAACAAUUACUCGGAUACUCAAAUUCCGGAUACAGCGACGUUGAACGUGACGGUGAAUUGCUCUUGUGGGAAUAGGGAUGUGUCCGAGGAUUACUCCUUGUUUAUUACCUAUCCCCUGAGGCCUGGGGAGAGCUUGGCGUCGGUGGCAAAUGCGGCUAACGUCAGUCAAGAUUUAGUGGCAAGGUACAAUCAGGGAGUGGAUUUCAGUGCGGGGAGUGGGCUAGUUUAUAUUCCUGGAAGAGGUAAGCGUAAUUUGCUGAUUCGUUUAUUAGUUAGUAUGUGUUUGGAGAGAGUCAAUUGCGAUGUAAAUGAAGCAUUGAUUUUAAAGAUUGCAUCUUUUCUGUGUGGGAGAAGGAGGAUCCCGGGCCGUUGGGUAAAAGUUGAGCUUGGGGACCCACAUUAAUUGAAUUCGCCAAUCAGGGUGGUAUCCUUUGGCCAUGGAGAGGAACUGGGUCUCUAAUAGGCAGUUAGUUAACUGAUAAAAAUGGAGUUUUUCCUUCUAUGCCGAAAAGCAAAGGUGGCUUCUCAUUGUCCUGCUACAUAUUUGGCUUCUUCAUUGUCAAUUCAUGGACUUAAUUCAAAAAAGUUCCAGAAGACUUUUUACUAUGGUUUUUUUUACAAGAAUAUUACUAAAAUAAAACUUAAUUACAUAAAUAUGACUAUUCAUUACUACAACGUAGUGUUGUGGUAACUUAAGCUCAAAACUUAAACAUGAACUACUAUGAUUUCAUUACUACUCUAGUAACUAGUCAUAUUUUUGUAAAUCAUCUUUAUUUUGAUCAUAUUUAUGUAAUUAUUUCUUUUACUAUAGCUUAACUUACACAGUUCCUAUAUGUAAUCAGGACUACCGGCUGCAGCUAAAGCUGGAAUAUCCAUAGCAGCAUUGGCAGCAGUUUUUUUAUUGGCAGGUUACGCUUAUGUAGUGUUUUUGAGAAAGAAAGGAGAGAAAAUUUCAUUGCUGUCAAUGUCUGAAAGCCAAUCACAUUUAACAGGGUUUAAAGAUGGAGAUCCCGCUCGUGCUACUGAUGGAGCUUCUCCAGUCCUUUCAGGCAUAACUGUUGAGAAAUCUGUUGAGUUCUCAUAUGAAGAGCUUUCUAAUGCAACUAAUGACUUCAGUCUUGCAAAUAAGAUUGGCGAAGGUGGCUUUGGUGCUGUCUACUAUGCUGAGCUUAGAGGCGAGAAAACAGCUAUUAAGAAAAUGGAUAUGCGAGCAUCAAAAGAAUUUCUUGCUGAACUGAAGGUUUUGACACAUGUCCAUCACCUGAAUCUGGUGCGCUUAAUAGGGUACUGUGUGGAAGGUUCACUCUUCCUUGUAUAUGAGUAUAUUGACAACGGCAACUUAAGUGAACAUCUGCGCCGUACAGGUAGGGACCCACUACCGUGGUCAACUAGGGUGCAAAUUGCGCUGGAUUCAGCCAGGGGUCUUGAAUAUAUACAUGAGCAUACAGUUCCCGUAUACAUCCAUCGUGAUGUUAAAUCAGCAAAUAUCUUAAUAGACACAAACUUUCAUGCAAAGGUUGCUGAUUUUGGUUUAACAAAACUGACUGAAGUUGGAGGUUCAUCUUUGUCAACACGUCUAGUCGGUACAUUUGGAUACAUGCCCCCUGAAGCUCAGUAUGGAAAUGUCACCCCUAAAGUUGAUGUCUAUGCAUUUGGAGUUGUUCUUUUUGAGUUAAUUUCUGCCAAGGAUGCUAUAGUUAAGGCACAAGGUUCUGUAGGCGACUCAAAGGGUUUAGUUUCUUUGUUUGAUGAAGUUCUUAGUCGACCAGAGCCAGAUGAAGCCCUCAGCAAACUGGUUGACCCUAGACUUGGGGAGACCUACCCUAUGGAAUCUGCCCGCAAGUUGGCACAGCUUGCCAAAGCUUGCACUCAAGAAGAUCCUCAAAUGAGGCCUAGUAUGAGAUCGGUUGUUGUUGCUCUAAUGACACUCUCGUCCACCACGGAUGAAUGGGAUGUCGGCACCUUUUAUGGUAACCAAGGAAUGAUAAACCUUAUGUCUGGAAGGUAGUGAUAUGGUUAUGUCAGCAUUUCGGUCUGUUUAGAUACGAAGUAUUUCUUACACUUGUAUCAUUGCAUUAUUUAUUUAUUACCCCAUUCUUAUUUGUACAUAAUACUCUAAUAGUUUUCUGGGUUAAAUAACUGUAAGAGUGUGAACAAUGCCAUUUGUGGCGUAAUAUUUGCUCAUUUUUUAAAACAGAAGUCAUUUUCUUCCAUGCAAUUGUGGUUGUUAUGUGAUUUUGAAAUACAGUUAGUUUUUUUGUUUGUUAACUGUUA
Molecule: messenger RNA, 2998 nt
Organism: Cuscuta epithymum
Lineage: Eukaryota; Viridiplantae; Streptophyta; Magnoliopsida; Solanales; Convolvulaceae
Source: the annotation of a GenBank genome assembly